Messenger RNA from Branchiostoma belcheri (Belcher's lancelet), 1397 nucleotides. RefSeq names its product monocarboxylate transporter 13-like. Gene Ontology annotation, biological process: monocarboxylic acid transport; transmembrane transport. The record is from RefSeq and is a predicted model, not a curated record. Gene Ontology annotation, molecular function: monocarboxylic acid transmembrane transporter activity. The transcript has 4 exons. The coding region runs from base 25 to 1368 and encodes 447 amino acids. NCBI's taxonomy places the organism in Eukaryota, Metazoa, Chordata, Leptocardii, Amphioxiformes, Branchiostomatidae.
CCUCCAGACGGCGGUUGGGGCUGGAUGGUGGUUCUGGGCGGGUUCAUCGUCAACGGCUGUACGGGGGGAAUGUUCCGCUCCCUCGGAGUCUUCUUCCUGACGUUCAGCCAAGAGUUUGACGCCAGCGCCGCGGAGACGGCGUGGAUAACCUCUAUCCUGAUGAGCGUCACGUUUUUGCUAUCUCCGGUUGGCACUGCCUUGGCGAGCACCAUAGGUUUCCGUCCGACCAUCAUGUUGGGAGGGGUGCUCACAGCAGCCGGCUACAUCGUCAGUCGUUUUGCGACCCACAUAAUUCACUUGUACUUGGGAAUCGGAUGUCUCUCUGGCCUUGGAUAUGCCAUCACUUUUAGUUCUGCUUCGGCCAUUGUCGGGCAGUAUUUUACCAAAAGACGAGCCAUCGCCAACAGCCUGGCCGUGGUUGGGGUUAGCGUCGCCUCCAUGGCGUUCCCGCCACUUUUCCAGUACCUGAUGGACGAGUUCGGUUGGAAGGGCGCCCUGCUCAUUAUAGGCGGCAUAAACCUGAAUAUGGUUGUGGCUGGAGCCUUGAUCAGACCUCUCGAGGCUUACAGAGACAGGAAGGUCAAAAAUUGUCCCGGGGACAGCAGAAUGAACGACUCAGACACAGUCUUGGAACCUGGCACGGCAAAGAAGUGUUCCGCAGCUGCAACGAACUUUCUGAAAACGUUUUGGGCACAGAUGGACUUUAAAGUGAUCUUGAUACCUUCCGUGGCCCUGUUCUCGGCGUCCUGUUUUAUGAUGAAUAUUUGCCUCUUCUUGCCGUCCCUGUACAUCGUCCCUCGCGCCAAGCAGCUUCAGAUCGAGGACUACGCGGCGGCGUCCCUCCUCUCAGUCAUCUCUAUCGCAGACAUGGUCAGUCGGUUAGCAGUCGGGGCCAUCCCGGACUACUCACGGUUCAACCGGUUUGACCAGUACGGACUGAGUCUGUGCCUGUUAGGCAUCAUCAACCUCCUGUCUCCCCUCGCCAAGACGUACCCGGCGCUCGUGGCGUACGCUAUCGCACACGGGGUGUUCUACGGCGCGUUUGCACCCACGCUACUGACUUGUGUGGCCGAACUCGUCGGCCCGAAGCGUCUUCCCAGUGCAAUUGGAAUUAUCAUGUCAAUAACGGGGGUUGCAUUGCUGGCUGGGCCACCGUUUGCAGGUUGGCUGUUCGACGAGACCCAAAGUUACGACGCCACGUUCCUCCUAGCCGGCGCCGGUUUCCUGUUGGCCGGGCUCUUGCCGUUCCUCCUGCGGCUCAGGAAGAAACGGCCGGCGGACACGACGCAGGAGUCGACAGACUCGCCACAAACAGUGAAGGGGGAACAUGAGACUUUAUUGGUACCUGAACGUGAAACCACUGUGUGAUCAGUGUGCAAUUUAUCAUUGAAAUAAAA